AUGGCGGCUCUGUGCCGAACCCUCCACGUGGCUACGGUAGCGGGUGGAACGCGCCGCGCGUUGGGCUCCCUGGCUGGAAGCUGCCUGGCUGACCGACACCUCUGGGAUCGGCUCCAUGCCCAACCGCGUCUGGGCAGCGUCCCCACCUUCGACUGGUUCUUUGGAUACGAAGAAGCUCAGAGUCUCCUCCUGCCGCUGCUACAGGAGGCACGGGCUACCUGUCCGCUGCGGGUGCUGGACGUGGGCUGUGGGACUUCCAACCUGUGUACAGGUCUCUACACCAAGUACCCGCACCCCGUGGAUGUGCUAGGGGUAGACUUCUCUCCGGUGGCUGUGGCCCACAUGAACAACCUCCUGGAGGGUGGUCAAGAUCAAGCGCCCCUGUGCCCUGCGCACCCAGCCUCCUGCAUCCACUUCGUUCAGGCUGAUGUCCAGAACCUGGGGCCAGUGGCUCCCUCAGGCUCUUUCCAUCUGGUGCUGGACAAGGGCACCUGGGAUGCUGUUGCCCGGGGCGGUCUGCCUGGGGCCUGCCAGCUGCUGUCAGAGUGCCUAAGGGUCCUGAGCCCUCGGGGGACCCUUAUUCAGUUCUCAGAUGAGGACCCUGAUGUACGGCUCCCCUGUUUGGAACAAGGGUCCCAGGGCUGUACUGUGACUGUGCAGGAGCUGGGUCCUUUCAGGGGGCUCACUUAUUUUGCGUACUUGGUUCAAAGCUCUCAUUAA
This is a messenger RNA of Orycteropus afer afer, 720 nucleotides long. RefSeq names its product citrate synthase lysine methyltransferase (gene CSKMT). The coding region runs from base 1 to 720 and encodes 239 amino acids. The record is from RefSeq and is a predicted model, not a curated record. NCBI's taxonomy places the organism in Eukaryota, Metazoa, Chordata, Mammalia, Tubulidentata, Orycteropodidae. The transcript has 2 exons.